Molecule: messenger RNA, 1587 nt
Organism: Musa acuminata subsp. malaccensis (wild Malaysian banana)
Lineage: Eukaryota; Viridiplantae; Streptophyta; Magnoliopsida; Zingiberales; Musaceae
Product: thylakoidal processing peptidase 1, chloroplastic
Biological process (GO): thylakoid membrane organization
Cellular component (GO): chloroplast thylakoid membrane; plasma membrane
Molecular function (GO): serine-type endopeptidase activity
Source: RefSeq, a predicted model, not a curated record
AAACUUCUUCUCUCCUCUCACACUAGUCUUCCAUCCGCCUUCCUUCGUUGGGAGGUGCUCCUCAAGCCAACACUCUUAACCCUAAUCCUCCCAAUCCCUCACCUUCCCAAGACCCCCAGCUUUCGGAUCUCCAGCGCUCUCUGAACUCCAAACCCGUCGUCCGAGAACCCCGAUUCCCCUUUCCCGAUCCCGGUUCGGCCACCUCCAUCGCCGGAAUGAGAUUCGCUUUCUGAUCUCCCGCUUCCUCCUCUCCUCUUUCUCUUCCGCCAUCUACGUGUACCCUACCGUUCUCCGGUUGUCCAAUAUAGCAGCUAUGGCGAUCCGCGUCACCGUCUCUCGGAUGCUUAGCUCCUGUUCAGAUGACGCUAAGACAUUCUUCACUGCGUUGACUGUUCUGCUGUUAUACGGGUCAUUCUUGGCAGAGCCAAGAUCGAUCCCUUCGAAGUCGAUGUUUCCGACAUUUGACGUUGGAGAUCGAAUUCUAGCUGAGAGGUUUUCUUACUUGUUUAGAGAGCCUGAAGUCAGAGAUAUUGUCAUAUUUAGAGCUCCACCAAUCCUUCAGGAAAAUGGGUAUAGUUCACGUGAUGUUUUUAUCAAAAGAGUUGUGGCCAAGGCUGGUGACUGUGUUGAAAUACGUGAUGGUAAGCUGUUGGUGAAUGGUAUAAUCCAGGAUGAAGAAUUUAUUCUAGAGCCACUUCGAUAUGAAAUGAAACCAAUGUUUGUGCCCGAAGGCUGUGUCUUUGUUUUGGGGGAUAAUCGAAAUAACAGCUUCGACUCUCAUAAUUGGGGGCCUCUUCCAGUGAAGAACAUUAUUGGAAGGUCGGUGUUCCGUUAUUGGCCUCGGUCAAGAAUCUCAGACACCAUUUAUGUACGAAGUAUGGUGCAGAAUGUGAUGGGAGUUGAUGCAUAUUCUUCUGCAAAUAAAGACUACAUUUGAUUGAUGAGGUGGAUUUUGACCCAAUUGGUUGCCUGGUAAUUUAUUUAUCAACCUUCUGUAUCAGAAAUGUUUGCUUUGUCUUUACAUGUCCGGUCACCCUUGAUGAGGUUGGUUUAGGUGGAACCAAAGUGUGAGGAAAACACUAUACAGCUACUCAGACUGAAGAAGUCCGAAUGCUCAUCGGACCAUUUGACGCUGCAGUGGCAAUGUGAUGAAGCCAGACGGAGGUUUCAGCUCACCUACAUCGUGGUUGAGUUUAUUCCGCAAUGCCAAGUUCAUAUUGUAUAUGUUUGGUGGUUUGGUUUCAUGAUGCUAUCCUCUCAAGUAUGAUAAAGCCUUGACGGUGGAGGAAUGCUUCAGCAACAUGCAAUUAUUUUGACCCUGAAUUUUAUCUCUGAUUUCAGUUGAUGAUUGAUCAUGAGUGCUAUAGUGGCACAUCGACCUAGUGUAUCCUGCAAUAUGAACUUGAAGAACAUGCUUAUUUAAGUUGUGAUUGAUGGGUGUGGAAAAAUAGUUAUGGAAAUGCUUGUAACUCUUAUAGAUACUUGUGAUCUCUUUUCUGCUAUUAUUUGUUUAUAUUAUAGAAGAACAUGGUGGCAGGGUUUGUAUGUAAAGCUGUGGUUAUACUUAAAACUUGUGACUUGAGAUAU